AUGGCAGUCUCACGUUUGCUGCUGGCCCUCGCAGCCAGUGCCACCGGUGUUGUCGCCGGUAUGUCAAGCAGAAACUCGACCACGAGCUUCACGGCCAAAGGCAUCGCUACUGGCACGGCAGCACAGCUCCAAACCUUCCCGUUCACCCCUUUCACUUUGAGCCCGGAAAUCCCGAUGGCUACCUUGGAUUACGGAGCCGAGAGAGCGGGUUAUCCGAUAUUUGAAGUCUCGGCCCUCAGCGCCCCGGCCCAGAUCGAGGUGAAGUACACGGAGCACUUUGACGGGCUCGAUCACCCGUUCGGCGACGGGCCGUACACCUUUUCGAAUCAGCUGAGCAACAGCUUCCGCGUUGAGACAUUCAACAUCACGUCUAUCGGCCGAGUCAAAUCCCUGCUCAUUCAAGGAGGGCAGAAAUGGCAAUCCAUCAAACUUUUGACGAAUGGCACUGUUUCGUUUUCUAGCGUGGGCUUCGAGGCGACGAUCGAUACAACUGAACCAGAGGAGUUACCUGGACAGUUUGAGAGUGACGAUGAGGUUCUGAACGACAUCUGGAAGCUCGGUGCUCGGGCAGCCACGGCGGCUUGCUUUGACAAGGGUACGCAAAAGACAAUCUGGGAAGUCUCUGAAGAGAACGGGGUGUUUGCGCGUAGCACCAGACCCUCGGUGACAUACAAGGGUACAGCCUGGAGCAAUUACACUCUUGAGUUUGAUACCAAGAUCGAGAGAGGAGGGAGCUGGUGGGUGACGGGAGGAGUCAUUGCCGGCAAUGGAUACACCAUGCUCCUCACCGGCGAGCUUCCCGAGUCGAGCACCUUCGCCAACGUCAAUAAGACUCUGACACCGCCCAACACCAUCUCGUUGGCGUACGGUCCCGACUUUGUCAACCAGACAACGCUCACAAGCUACUUGCUCGACGUCUUUAAGGUCCCAUUCACAGUAAAGGAGGACGAAUGGUACCACAUCAAAGCAUCGAUGGCUCCCACCGGCCACCUAGCAGUCUCCAUCAACGAGACCCAGAUCCUCAACAUCUCGCGCUCCGACUACCCGUGGGCUCUCAGUUCUGGCACAGUCUCCUACUCCGGAUCCCCUGACUUCAGCGGCUCCUUCGGCUUCGGAGCGUACCAAGAUCAAGCAGCCUACUUCAAGAACGUGCACGUCUACGACACCGCUAACGGCUCCACGCUCUACUCAAACACCCUCACCGGCAGCGCGGAAGACAUCCUCGCCGAAUACGGGACUCAGGCCAACAGCGAAGCCGCAUGUCUUGACGGUCCGAAGCGAGAUCGCCUCAUCUGGCUCGGUGACUUUUACCACACGGCACGCAUCAUCGCCGCCAGCACAUCAAAGACGGAGCAGGCCAGAGGCACCCUUCAACUCCUGCUUGAUUCACAAAUCGCAAACGGGCAGAUGAACAUCUCACCUAAUCUGGGCUACAACCUCUCCUCCGUCGCCGAUGCGCUGGCGCCGGCGGGGAGCUUCGGGCUGCAGGAUUACCAGCUCCUAGGCCUGAUGGCUUUCAACGACCACGUGCGUCUGACGAACGACCUCGACUGGGCGAGAUCUACCUGGCCACGGUGGCAGAGGGUGCUCAACUGGCUUCUGCCGCAGAUCAACUCCACGACAGGGCUGUUGACUUUCGAUGGGGGGUUCGCGUUUACGGGGCCUGCGGACGGGGGAUCCGCGAUCGGAUGCGAGGCUGUUCAGACUCUCAACGGUGCCGCUGACGUUGCUGAUGCGCUCAACGAUACGGCAUCUGCUACUCAAUACAGAGGCGCUGCGAUGUCGCUUGCGAACGCGAUUAACGAGCGUCUCUGGAACGAAGAGGCAGGCGCGUACGGCCUUUCGCUGACAGACCUGGACGGCAUCUCGGUGGCUGCGACGGCAUUCUGCAUCACUUCAGGCGUGGCGAACGCAACGCGCGCAUCACGGUCUCUUGCCGCUGUAUCCCGCUUGAAGCUGGGACCGGGAUACAAGGAUACGUCGGUGGUGAGUUCCAACGACUCGAGCGUCAACAUUUCACCGAACACCAACGGUUUUCUCCUGGAGGCACUAUUCGUCGGCAACGAAACGCAGGCAGCAAGAGAGUUGAUGGAGAGUCUCUGGGGCGCCAUGCUCCCCGGCGACACAACCGCAGCACAGAACAGGAGCGCGGUCGGCGCGAGCUGGGAGUACGUCAACGCUGCGACGCGACAGCCCGGCCUGGGACUGUUCACGAGUCUAAGUCAUCCAUGGGGCGGCGCCGCAACGUAUGUGUUGACGGAGUGGGCUGCAGGGCUACGGGCUGCUGCGGGUGUCGAUGGGUUCGGGUACAGGAAUUGGAUGGUGUCGCCUGCGACUGGUGUCGAGAUGGGGCUGAAGAGGGCGAGCGCUAAGGUUGUCACUGCGUUUGGAGGAGAGUUGAGUGUCGAGUGGAGGGUGCGUGAGGGUGAUAUUGGUGUUAGUAUUUGGGCACCUGUCGGUACGCAGGGACGGUUUGUUUACGGGAAUAAGAGCAUUGCGUUGCAUGGGAGAUCUGAAUAUCAGUUCACUGUCGACGCAUCGCUGGAUAAUGGUAUUAUUUAG
Messenger RNA from Colletotrichum acutatum, 2562 nucleotides. Its product is annotated as Six-hairpin glycosidase-like protein. The transcript has 3 exons. The record is from RefSeq and is a predicted model, not a curated record. Gene Ontology annotation, biological process: carbohydrate metabolic process. NCBI's taxonomy places the organism in Eukaryota, Fungi, Ascomycota, Sordariomycetes, Glomerellales, Glomerellaceae. The coding region runs from base 1 to 2562 and encodes 853 amino acids.